AUGAGGGGUGGAGAUAAAACAGUUGAACAUGAAGAUUUGGAACCAUCCACAGGGGUGAAUCACACAGCCUCUGCGAAUCAACAAAUACAGGAGGUACCUGUUACAAACCAAUUAGGAUUAGAUGAAAAUGAAUCACCUGAAGGAAGUAGCGUUUUGACCAGCAGUGGGGAAAGACUACAAGAAACAAGAACUGAAUUAAACCAUUUGCAAAGACUAAGGCAAACAUGUGCUUGCCCUCCACAUGGCUUACUGGAUAAAGUAAUAACAAAUGUGACCAUGGUUGUUCUCCUGUGGGCUGUAGUUUGGUCAAUCACUGGCAGUGAAUGUCUUCCUGGAGGAAACCUGUUUGGGAUUAUAAUCCUUUUCUAUUGUGCUGUCAUUGGAGGUAAACUUUUUGGGCUCAUCAAGUUACCUACGUUGCCUCCACUGCCUCCUCUUCUUGGCAUGCUGCUUGCUGGGUUUCUCAUAAAAAAUAUUCCUGUCAUCAAUGAUAACGUACAGAUCAAGCACAAGUGGUCCUCCUCGUUGAGAAGCAUAGCCCUGUCCAUCAUAUUGGUUCGUGCUGGCCUUGGGCUUGAUUCAAAGGCCCUAAAGAAGUUGAAGGGUGUUUGUAUGCGAUUAUCCAUGGGUCCUUGUCUUGUGGAGGCAUCCACGUCCGCUCUUCUUGCCCACUUCCUGCUGGGUUUACCGUGGCAAUGGGCAUUUAUACUGGGUUUUGUUGUAGGUGCUGUCUCUCCAGCUGUCGUGGUGCCUUCAAUGCUCCUUUUGCAGGAAGGAGGUUAUGGUGUUGAGAAAGGUAUCCCAACCUUGCUCAUGGCAGCUGGCAGCUUCGAUGACAUUCUGGCCAUCACUGGCUUCAACACGUGCUUAGGCAUGGCCUUUUCCACAGGUUCCACCGUUUUUAAUGUCUUCAGAGGAGUUUUGGAGGUGUUAAUUGGUGUGGCAACUGGAUCCCUUCUCGGAUUUUUCAUUCAGUACUUUCCAAGCAGUGACCAGAGCAAACUUGUUUGGAAGAGAGCCUUCCUUGUCCUGGGGCUCGCUGUGCUAGCGGUGUUCAGCAGCAUGUACUUUGGUUUCCCUGGAUCAGGAGGACUCUGCACAUUGGUGAUGGCUUUCCUUGCAGGCCGGGGAUGGGCCAGCAAAAAGGCAGAGGUUCAAAAAAUUAUUGCAGUUGCCUGGGACAUCUUCCAGCCCCUUCUCUUCGGACUGAUUGGAGCAAAAGUGUCUAUUGCAUCUCUCAGACCAGAAACUGUAGGCCUUUGUGUUGCCACCUUGGGCAUUGCAGUAUUGAUACGAAUUUUGACUACAUUUCUGAUGGUGUGUUUUGCUGGUUUUAACAUAAAGGAAAAGAUAUUCAUUUCUUUUGCAUGGCUUCCGAAGGCCACAGUCCAGGCUGCAAUAGGAUCUGUAGCUUUGGACACAGCAAAAUCACGUGGAGAUAAACAAUCAGAAGAAUAUGGAAUGGAUGUGCUGACAGUGGCGUUUUUGGCCAUCCUCAUCACAGCCCCAAUUGGAAGUCUACUGAUUGGCCUGCUGGGCCCCAGGCUUCUCCAGAAAGCUGACCAUCAAAAUAGAGAUGAAGAAGUUCAGGGAGAGAUUUCUGUGCGCUUUUAG
Molecule: messenger RNA, 1614 nt
Organism: Pipistrellus nathusii (Nathusius's pipistrelle)
Lineage: Eukaryota; Metazoa; Chordata; Mammalia; Chiroptera; Vespertilionidae
Source: the annotation of a GenBank genome assembly